AUGAGAAAAAACCCCUGCUGCAGCCCUUCUCCUUCUUCUCCAUGUUCGCCGAUUCCUGGGGCGGAAACUCCCUCUCUUUCGCAUUCGCCGGCGACAACCAAGGCUCCCGACGGCAAGGAAGAAAGCCGACACCAAUAUCGACCGGGGCUUUUGCGGCUCGCACGACAUAAGCGACCAUCGAACCCGCCGUCAGCUCCUUCUUCCUCUUCGACUCCAGCACCCCCUUUGGCGGUGAAGAGCUUCCUCGACGGCUAG
Linum trigynum is the source of this 255-nucleotide messenger RNA. The record is from the annotation of a GenBank genome assembly. Lineage: Eukaryota; Viridiplantae; Streptophyta; Magnoliopsida; Malpighiales; Linaceae.